GGUCCGGAAGCAGCGAUGGCGGCGCGGGCCGGGCCGGGCCCGGGGCCGGUGCUGCUGCUGUCGCUGCUGUCGCUGCUGUCGCCGCUGUCGCGGGCGGGCGCGGGGGACGCGCGGCAGGCGGCGGCGGUGCGGGCGCUGGCGCGGCGGCUGCUGGGCCCGCGGGCCGCCGCCGUGACGCUGUCGGUGGAGUCGGCGCUGGCGCCGGGCGGCCCCGACACUUACCGGCUGGUCUCGCCGCCCGGAGCCUCCGUGGCCGUGGCCGUGACGGGCUCCAGCGGCGUGGCGGCGGCCGCCGGGCUGUACCGUUACCUGCGCGACUUCUGCGGCUGCCACAUCUCGUGGUCCGGCGCGCAGCUCCGCCUGCCCGACCCGCUGCCGCGGCUGCGGGGUGAGAUCCGCGUGUCCGCGCCCGGCAGGUACCGCUACUACCAGAACGCGUGCACCCAGAGCUACUCGUACGCCUGGUGGGACUGGGCGCGCUGGGAGCGGGAGAUCGACUGGAUGGCGCUGAGCGGCAUCAACCUGGCGCCGGCGUUCGCGGGGCAGGAGGCGGCCUGGCAGCGGGUGUAUCGCUCCCUGGGGCUCAACCAGUCUGAGAUCAACGCCUACUUCACCGGGCCGGCGUUCCUGGCGUGGAACAGGAUGGGCAACCUCCACGGCUGGGCAGGGCCGCUGCCGCCGGCCUGGCACAUCAAGCAGCUUUACCUGCAGUACCGGAUCGUGGAGAGGAUGCGCUCGCUGGGGAUGAUCACGGUGCUGCCGGCCUUCGCGGGCCACGUGCCACAGGGGAUUCUUCGGGUCUUUCCGCAUGUGAAUGCCACUCGCCUUGGGGGCUGGAGCCACUUUGACUGCACCUACUCGUGUACCUACCUGUUGGAUCCAGAGGACCCCAUGUUCCAGGUGAUCGGGACCCUCUUCCUGAAGGAGCUGAUCAAGGAGUUUGGCACAGACCACAUCUACAGUGCCGACACCUUCAACGAGAUGACCCCUCUCUCCUCUGACCCUGCCUAUCUCUCAAGGGUCAGCAACGCCGUCUUCAGAUCGAUGACGGGAGCCGACCCCGAGGCGUUGUGGCUGAUGCAGGGCUGGCUCUUCCAACACCAGCCCGACUUCUGGCAGCCGGCGCAGGUGCGGGCCCUGCUGCACGGCGUCCCCCUUGGCAGGAUGAUCGUCCUCGACCUCUUCGCCGAGUCCAAGCCCGUCUACCAGUGGACCGAGUCCUUCUACGGGCAGCCCUUCAUCUGGUGCAUGCUGCACAACUUCGGGGGCAACCACGGCCUCUUCGGCACCGUGGAGGCCAUCAACCACGGCCCCUUCGCCGCCCGGCGCUUCCCCAACUCCACCAUGGUGGGCACCGGGCUGGUGCCCGAGGGCAUCGAGCAGAACGACAUGGUGUAUGAGCUGAUGAACGAGCUGGGCUGGCGCCAGGAGCCCCUCGACCUCUCCGCCUGGGUGACCCGCUACGCCGAGCGCCGCUACGGCACCGCCAACGCGGCGGCCGCCUCCGCCUGGCGCCUGCUCCUCCGCAGCGCCUACAACUGCACCGGCGUCUGCGUCAACCACAACCGCAGCCCGCUGGUGCGCCGGCCCUCGCUGCGCAUGGACACGGAGCUCUGGUACAACGCCAGCGACGUCUACGAGGCCUGGCGCCUGCUGCUGAGCGCCGGCGCGGCGCUGGGCGCCAGCCGCACCUUCCGCUACGACCUGGCGGACGUCACCCGGCAGGCGGCUCAGCAGCUGGUCGGCGAUUACUACCUGAGCAUCCGCCGCGCCUUCCAGAGCCACGCGCUGCCGGAGCUGCUGGCGGCCGGCGGGGUGCUGGUUUACGACCUGCUGCCGGAGCUGGACGCCCUCCUCUCCAGCCACGGCCUCUUCCUGCUGGGCCGCUGGCUGGAGAGCGCCCGCGCCGUGGCCACCAGCGACCGGGAGGCCGAGCAGUACGAGCUGAACGCCCGCAACCAGCUGACGCUCUGGGGACCCGGCGGGAACAUCCUGGACUACGCCAACAAGCAGCUGGGGGGGCUGGUGCUGGAUUACUACGGCGUGCGCUGGAGCCUCUUCGUCUCUGCCUUGGUGGAGAGCCUCAACUCGGGCGUCCCCUUCCACCAGGACCAGUUCAACCAGGCCGUCUUCCAGGUGGAGAGAGGCUUCGUGUACAACAAGAAGCGUUACCCAGCUGUGCCUGCUGGGGACACGCUGGAGAUCUCCAGGAAGCUCUUCCUCAAGUACUACCCCAGUGCCCUGAGGCGCAGCCGGGCCGGCGUGACUGCCCCGCGAGGGAGGGCAGAGACUCUGCACCAAGGCUCCCCCAGCUCCCAGCCUAACGCUGUGCUGGAAUGAAGGCACGAGAGCUGGCAGCUGGGUGGGGGGCAGACUGUGCCCUGGGGAUCCAUCCUGUGCUGUGCUCUGUGCUCAGCUCUGCCAGCCCAUGCCCUGAGCCUGUCCCUGGGGAUGUGCUUGAGGGGUGAGCCUGAAGGUGAGGGCUCUGCUGCCCCAAGGCUAGGAGCUCGUCAACAGAAGCUCGACAGGAGCCAAGAGACUGCAGAGGGACAGGGCACACUGGCAGGGACAGUGACGGCAGAGUAGCAGCCGGGGAGGUGGCACGGAUGAGUGGGUGCAGCAGCCCCUGAUCCAGGGCAAGCAGGGAACCAGCCUCAACCCUGCUGUAGUCCUGAGCCUCCUCCUGCCCCGUAGGACCCCAGCGCCUAUGGGGACGUGCUGCCACACUUGGUGCCUUUUGUAUCUGGAGACACUUUGCAGAGCUUUCUGCCAUGUUGCUGGGGCUCCCUGUGACAGGACAGGACGGGGUUUUCUAGGCCUUUCCCAGCCACCUGCAGCUCAGGCAAAGUCUGGCUGCAGCACUGCCAGCCUGCAGAGCAAUUAAAGGCCUGGCCCCUGCCUGUCCUUUUUUCC
Molecule: messenger RNA, 2913 nt
Organism: Colius striatus (speckled mousebird)
Lineage: Eukaryota; Metazoa; Chordata; Aves; Coliiformes; Coliidae
Gene: NAGLU
Product: N-acetyl-alpha-glucosaminidase
Exons: 6
Coding region: 16-2340 (774 amino acids)
Source: RefSeq, a predicted model, not a curated record